This is a messenger RNA of Bactrocera dorsalis (oriental fruit fly), 2172 nucleotides long. Its product is annotated as phospholipase A1-like. Gene Ontology annotation, molecular function: lipase activity. Gene Ontology annotation, biological process: lipid metabolic process. The coding region runs from base 347 to 1384 and encodes 345 amino acids. NCBI's taxonomy places the organism in Eukaryota, Metazoa, Arthropoda, Insecta, Diptera, Tephritidae. The record is from RefSeq and is a predicted model, not a curated record. The transcript has 3 exons.
UCUAGCUCUAAAAAAACGAUCAACACGUAAAAUUACGAUUAAUGAAGCAUUUUGAAAUUUUAAUAUGCCACCUGCAGUGUAUUUCUAGUAUCUUAUCUUUUUAAUAAUAAAGAGCUUCGUCAUAGCUAAUCGAUAUUGAACUGUGAUAGAAUGCGAACUUUAAUCAAUUUAAUUUUAUAUUUUAUCAACGUCAUAUCAUAGUUAUCACUUUAAAUUUUUUUUAACUUUGCUAAAAUCCAUUUGUAUUAGUACUUGAUGCAUUUCCAAAGCAACUCAGGCUCCCACUUAACAUAUAAAUGGGUCUGCAUUCAUUCAAGAAUUAUUAGUGUUUCCCACUGAGUUUGCAAUGAAAGUCGUGAUAAUUUUAGCAAUCUGUGCGCUGACCGCAGUUACUGCCGUAGCCCUUCCUGAGGAAGAACGUGUCAGCGGUGAGAAUGGUUGGUAUAUUCCUCAAGCUGAUGGCUCAUUAGUUUGGGUCUCAACUGAAGAGGGUGAGCAACUGUUGGCCGAUUUAGAGCAGCAGGAAGAAAUGGAGGGUCGUCUGUUGCCAGUGCCAGUGAAAUUCUACCUCUACACAAAUGCCAACCCGUCUAAAGGACAAAAGAUUACCGAAACUGUCAAAUCCAUUACCAACUCCAACUUCGAUGCGAGUAAUCCAACGAGAUUCGUUAUACACGGUUGGGCCCAGAGUUACAUCGCCGGUAUGAAUAAGGAUAUUCGUGCAGCUUGGUUGGCACGUGGAAAAUACAAUGUGAUCGUUGUCGAUUGGGCACGUGGACGUUCCGUUGACUAUGCCUCCUCUGUUGUAGCUGUACCAAAGACUGGCAAAAAAGUGGCCAGCAUGAUCAACUUCUUAGUCACAAACUUUGGUAUGAAUUUGGAUGAAACCGAAGCGAUCGGUCACAGUUUGGGUGCUCAUGUAGCCGGUUAUGCCGGUAAGAACACUAAAAAUGGCUUGCUUCACGCCAUAGUCGGUUUGGACCCCGCCCUGCCACUCUUCAGUUACAACAAGCCCAACAAACGUUUGAAUGCCAACGAUGCUAAUUAUGUCGAGUCCAUUCAGACCAACGGCGGUCAACUCGGUUUCCUCAAACCUAUUGGUAAGGGCGCUUUCUACCCGAACGGUGGUAAGACUCAACCUGGUUGUAUUUUGGAUUUAACUGGCGCCUGCAGUCAUGCGCGCUCCACCGCCUACUACGCUGAGGCUGUGGCUCGUGAUGACUUCCCCAGCAUGCAUUGUGGUGACUAUGAGGAAGCAGUGAAAGAUGAUUGUGGCACUUCGUACAGCGGUGUCAAAAUGGGUGCAGUGACCAAUGCUUAUAUGGUGUCCGGCGAUUACUAUGUGCCCGUACGUAGUUCGUCACCUUAUGGCUACGGUGCCUGAAAUAAUUGCACAUGAAAUGAUGACUAUAAACGAUUUAAUAAAAGCAUAUUGAUAUAUAAGAAGAUUGAUAUAAAAAGAUGUAGUAUUUUACUUUAUAAUCCAGUUGAUCACGCUUGUCUACUUGUAUAUUAAGAAACGUUUACAGACUAACAUUAUACUCACAUUAUUUGGUUCAAGCUUAGAAGAGGCCUCGCUAAUAAUCCGUUUAAUAAUCAGAAGCAAUAUUUGAAAUGGUGAACUUCCAAAUUCUUUCAUCAAUCCUCUCUGAGAGUUAAAUUUAUUACGAAAAUUUGUAGAAAUGGUCCUUGAGGGCACAUGACAUUUGCAGAGAUUCCGGAAGAAGCUGCUCAUUUGUCGGUACCGCUGAUAUCGAACCACCGCAGCAUAUAGCCGUCAUUCAAACUGACCCAUCCAAAUCAAGUUGUUACCUUUGUCGGAUAUUAUAGCUUCUCUCUUCUUUUAGACACUCUUUUAUGAACAUUUGAAAUUCUAAAAAAGUGAAAAUUUGAGUUUCCUCAGCUAUCCUACUUCCAACUCAUAUCUCUCCCACGGAACCAUUAGAUUAUGUAUUACUUCUUAGGAGAGAGAAAGACCUUAAGUCUCAUCUGUUCAUCUGUCAUCCGAAGUGACUGAAGCCUACUAUACUGUAUAUGCCUUAGUAUUGUCAUACAUAGACGUGCUCAGAGUCUCCUAUGCACUCGGUACAUGUCGAACAGUACGGACUAACCCUGUGAUGGAAGCGGAACAGAUAGCUUCUGAAGCAUCCAUGUUCACUCAAUAUCUGGAUU